AUGAACAAAUUUACUUUGUUUUUCAUAGACAAAAGAAUUGAAACUCUAUAUUAGGCUGAGUCACUUUCAUAAAUAAGAAUUUAGCAUUUUAAUCUUCUCACUAAAGGAUACAUAGCUGCUUUCUUUUUCAGAUGCUUAUCAUUUUUAAUAAAUAGUGAUUUAAAUAGAUUUUAUCCUAACCUAUCAAUGCUGAUAUUCUUUAUUUUAUUAUAAACAUUUCUAAAAAGAAGCACUUUAAGUUUAAGAAUACUUUCUGUAAUAGCAAAUCACGUUUUGACAAUCUUUUUUUACAUAUAUGAUGAAGAAAAUGAUGCAGCUCUAUCACAUCUUAAAGGGAUUAACUAAAUGGGAUCUUGCUUUAUCAUAACAAUGGGAAAUGAGUUUCCAGAGGCUUUAUUUUAAGUUUUUUCAUUAUCAUCGAUAAGAAUUUUUUUUGUUUUGCAUUAAUCAUAAACACUAAGCCUAUACCCAAUUACAAAUCUCCUAAUUGUCUCUAUAUUUUAUUUAUUUUUUCAUUACAAAUACAAUCAAGCAAUGAGAGCACAAUUUAUGUUAUUAUAAAAAGACAGUUAAUGGGAAAGAAUAUUAACAUAGUUGAUAAAUAAGGAAUGUUAUAUCAUAAUAAAUUUCAAUGAAAAUUCUUUUUAGUUUGAGUAUUUAAUGGCAAAUAAUGCUUUUAAAGGAUUAGAGAAUAAAGAUUAAAUUUUUAAUUUUUUAAAAGAAGCUUAAUAUGAAAAGUAAUCUUUAAAUAAUUUUUUAUAUUAAUAGAUAAAACUAUAUCACAAAAAUAGAAUAGAUCUUUGUAGAUAAGAGAUACUCAUUAAAUAUCAAAGAGAAUAAGUUAAAUUAGAAUUUUCUAUAUUCUUUGCAAAUUAACCAACUAUUUUAUUAGUUUUUCUUAAACCUAAGUUAAUGUUAGUAAAUAACUCAGAAAAUUUCAAUAACAAAGUUAUUUCUUAAUAUUUAUUAAAAGUACUGAAAUGUUUAAAAAACAAGUACAAAUCAAAACCAUCUUAUUGUAAUUUUAUGUAAAAAAUUCGAUUGGUGGAAAUCUAUGGAAAUCUGUAAAGUGAUUGGUAAACUAAAAUUUAAGAAAUAGAUCUUUGGAAUGUCAUUUCAGAAUAAGUAAAAUAUUUUCCAAAAAUUAACGUAAUAUAUAAUUCAAUUACUCUAAUAAUAUUUUAAACAAAUCAAGAUAUUUUAAGUUUAGUGCUAUUCAAAAUCUUUUCAAAUACUAAUACUUCUUUGAUUAUAUUAAAAUAUUAGUUUCUUGAAGAAGAUAGGAUUUAAUUAAACUUUAGUGGGAGUUUUAAUGAGAAAGCGAUUCAUUCAUUUUUUAUGUUAAAUGAGGAGCAUUUAAUUAGAUUUGUCGAAUUAAGGCAUGUAACAAAUUAUAGUAAAAAUCAUUGAUAUAAAAUUAGGUAUUGAAAUUUGCUUCGAGAAAUUGCCGUCUAUAUCUUUUACUGGUAAUCAAAUAAAUUAACAAAAUCUUAAUAAUCAAUUGUGA
Molecule: messenger RNA, 1507 nt
Organism: Paramecium sonneborni
Lineage: Eukaryota; Ciliophora; Oligohymenophorea; Peniculida; Parameciidae
Source: the annotation of a GenBank genome assembly